Messenger RNA from Leptosomus discolor (cuckoo roller), 1269 nucleotides. Lineage: Eukaryota; Metazoa; Chordata; Aves; Leptosomiformes; Leptosomidae. The record is from RefSeq and is a predicted model, not a curated record.
AUGAACUUCCCAGCGGAGUUUGUGGAGGGUGUCUGGGCAGGGGGAGUGGAGCAGGACCUUGUCUGCGUCUACAUCCACAGCCCCUGCAUCUUCUAGGAUGCCCACAACAGCUCCUUGUUGAACAAUGACAUGCUGGAAGUUUUCCUGAAGAGCAGGCGCGUGUUCGGGCUCAGCUGCCCUAUGGAGAUCCAGUUCUGGCAUGACAUGAUGCUGGAUCCCUCCAAUGCCACCUGCAUCUUCUGGCAGCUCAGAGUCAGCGCUGGCAGCACAGGCAGCUGGAGCAGGGAGGGCUGCAAGAUGACGCACAGGGAGGGCACCGUUAUCUGCCACUGCAACCACCUCACCUACUUCGCCAUCCUGCUGCUCCCAGCGGGCACCCUGGGCCCAGCCCAGCUGGCAUCGCUCACCCACAACAGCACCAUCGGCUGCUCCCUCUUGGCUGCUGCCACCCUCUGCACCCUCCUGCUCUGCUGCUUCUUCAGGAAGAGUCGUGCUGUGCCGGACAACACCACCAGGAUCCACAGGCACCUCCUGACCACGCUGCUCCUGCUCAGCUGCAGCUUCCUGCGGAGCACAACUAGCUAGCUGGCUGUUAGCACCGAGGGGCUCUGCCAGGUCACUGCUGCCCUGCUGCACACCAGCCUUCUCUGCUCCCUGGCAUGGAUGGCUGCUGAGGCCUUCUACCUCCUCCUCCUCAAGGUCUACAACAUCUACAUCCAGCACUACGUCCUCAAGCUCUGCCUCUUCGCUUGGGGUGAGUGGGCACCGGCCCUGCCUGCAUGUGCCUGUCCAUGUGGCACAGCCCCACCCACUGUCCCUGGGCCCGCAGGUCUGCCCACGCUGGCCGUGGUGGCUGUUUUUGUCUUCAAGGGACAUACAUAUGGGUACCUCGCCAUCAGCACUUCUGAAGGCUACAGGAACGUGACUAUUUGCUGGCUCACCAGCCCACUGGCCCAUUAUGCCACCCUCUGCUACGCUGGCAUCAUCAUGCUCUUCAACACACUGGUGCUGGGGAGGGUGGUGAUGAUACUGCGGAGGAUCCAGUGGCAGAAGGGGCAGGCAAGGAAGGACUGGGAGACAGUGCUUGGGCUUACCUGUCUGCUGGGUACCACCUGGGGCCUAGCCUUCUUCAGCUUUGGUGUCUUCAUCAUCCCCCAGCUCUACCUCUUCACCAUCCUCAACUCCCUGUAAGGUCUCUUUGUCUCCCUCUGGUACAUCACCAUUUACCACCUGAGCAAGCCAGGCUCCAUCAGCAACACCUCCAGAUAA